AUGGCUCCAACUCCUCUCGAGAAUACCAGCAGCUCCACUGCAGGGGAACUAGUUGGGUCAGAUUCUAACAGUGCCGGUGAUGGGGAAACUGAUGGACUAUGUAGACCUAAUGAGGAUAUACCUAAUGCAGAAGGAAACAAGGAUUGCAAUGCUGGGAUAUCUCAUAAUGUUGACAAUGAUGGUGAUGAUAUGAUUGAGGAGCCAAAUAAGAGGAUGGAGUUUAAUACGCAUGAAGAUUUAGUGAAUUAUUAUAAAUCUUAUGCUAAGAAGUGCGGGUUUGGGGUGAUGACAAAAAGGACUGAGAGGGAUGAAGACGACACAGUUAGGUAUGUCACCCUUGCUUGUGCUCGUGGUGGUAAGGCCCGUGAUAGAACUGUCAAUGUCGCCAACCCAUGUCCGACAGGAAAGACGGAAUGUAAGGCAAAAAUUAAUGCCCUGAAAUGUGAUGGAAAACUUCGGUUGACUACGGUUCAUAAUAUCCAUAACCACGGUCUUAGUCCCAAAAAAUCAAGGUUUUUUCGAUGUAAUAGAGAAGUAAGUGAUGCCGUAAAAAGAGUUCUAGAUACAAAUGAUAUGGCUGGUGUCCGAAUGAACAAAAGCUUUAACUCUUUAGUGGUUGGCGCGGGCGGGUUCGAGAACCUUCCGUUUUUGGAGAAGGAUUGUCGUAAUUACAUCGACAAGGCAGGACAUCUAAGACUUGGCGCAAGUGGUGCUGGUGCACUUCAAGAGUAUUUUUGUAGAAUGCAAUACAAAAAUCCUGCUUUUUUUGCAUUGAUGGAUUUAGAUGAUGACGGGAGGUUAAAGAAUGUCUUUUGGGCAGAUCCUCGAAGUAGAGCAGCUUACCAAUAUUUCGGUGAUGUGGUGACAUUCGAUACCACAUAUCUGACGAAUAUAUAUGGGAUGCCGUUUGCACCGUUUGUUGGUGUAAACCACCAUGGGCAAUCAAUUCUCUUGGGAGUCGGUUUGAUUUCUAGUGAGGAUACGGAGACCUUUGUGUGGUUAUUCCAAACUUGGUUGCAGUGUAUGGAUGGUAUAGCUCCCAAAGUUAUAAUCACUGACCAAGAUCGGGCGAUGAAAAAUGCAAUAGUAAUUGUUUUCCUAAAUACCCAACAUAGAUUUUGUUUGUGGCAUAUACUGAAGAAAGUCCCCGAGAAGCUUAGCUCCUAUGCUUCUUACAAAAUUGGGAUGAAAAAUUUAUUGAUGAAAUGUGUGUAUGACAGGCAAAGUGUUGAGGAGUUUGAGACGGCUUGGGCUCAGUUAAUUAUCAUGUACAAUUUGUAUGAGAAUGCGUGGUUGUAA
Messenger RNA from Carya illinoinensis, 1299 nucleotides. Its product is annotated as protein FAR-RED IMPAIRED RESPONSE 1-like. NCBI's taxonomy places the organism in Eukaryota, Viridiplantae, Streptophyta, Magnoliopsida, Fagales, Juglandaceae. The coding region runs from base 1 to 1299 and encodes 432 amino acids. The transcript has a single exon. The record is from RefSeq and is a predicted model, not a curated record.